AUUUGAAGGACACUCAUCAGGAGUUGGUAUUGAAUUCGAUUAAAAGUAUUAUAGUAUAAAGAAAAUGAAUAUAACUUUAUAAUGGAGAAUAUAUCAUGGUGGAAUCAACGACUAUGGAAAUCUUAUAUUGAUCAUCCAAAUAGUUUAAUCCCUGAACGAAAUACUGCUGAAUAUACUUCAACUAGUACACAUUAUACAAGUCAACAAUUAAAUCGACAUACUAUUUAUAAUCUGGAUAAUACACAGACUAUUUCAAUAGAUGGAAGAUCCUCUGAAAGAUCAUUGAAUAGUACUACUACUACUAGUAGUAGUACCACUACUACUACUACUAAUAGUAGUAGUAGUAGUAUUAAUGAUAAUAAUAAUACUAUUCAACAGAAUACUUUCAAUAAUCUUAUUGAAGAGAAAAUAUCUAAUUAUUCACAAUUAUAUUAUAAUAAUAUAUUGAAUGAAAUCUCUUCAAGGCCAGUAAUCAAUAAUUUACAAUCGAUUUAUAAUUAUAAAAAUCGUCCAUUAGGAUCAUUACGUGUUUAUUAUUUAACAAGACCAUAUUCAGCAACAUGUAUAAAUCGUUCAUUAUCAUUGCAUAGAUUAUCAUCACAAGAGAAUAUGAUAUCAUUAUCAUCAAGACAAUCAAGUAUUGGUAAUUGUAUAAAUUUUUCACGGGAUAACUCGUUCUCUUCAUCAUUACCUAAUAAUAAUAAUAGUAAUAAUAAUAAUAAUAAUAAUAAUAAUAAUAAUAGUAUGGCGUAUAUUAAAAAAUCGUAUCCUAUAAAUUGUAAUGGUAAAAUGUGUCAAUUACAUGAACGAUAUAAACCAUCCAGCAUAACUGAUUGUUAUAAUAAAACAUAUUCAAGUAAUACGUCAUAUGUUAAAAGACGAUUAUCAGCGCCAAAAACUCAUAAUUCCCUAGUGGAUACAUUAAAACAAAAGUCUACAAGAUUACCUCGUAGAGCAUUAUCAGCAUGUAAUAAAGAUAUAAAUCAUAUAAAAUAUUCUAAUAAAUUAUUAAACAAUAAAAUCAAUUAUAAUGAAGAUAUUUUAUUGGAUAAUAAAAGAAUAUUGAAAUCUUCUUCAUCGCCUAUUGGUCAAUCAGUGAUAUUAAAAGAAAGUAAACAUGCUGAACAACCUUCUUCUUCUUCUUCUUCUUCUCUGAAUAAUCCAUUGAAACAAAUAGAUCAAGUCAAAGAAGAUGUUUCAUUGAAUUAUACUAAUUCUAUACUUAAUAAUAAUAAUAAUAAUAAACUUGAAAAUAAAUUACAAUUUUUACAAUCUAAUAAUCAAAUAUCAAUCAUUAUAAAAUCAAUAAAUAAUCAACAAUUACAAAAAAAUAUAAAUGAUAAUAAAAUCAAUAAUUUAACACAAUCUAUUCAUCAAAUAGAAAGUGUAUCUGAUGAAGAUCAUUUAUUCGAAACACUAUCACAAAAUAAAAUCAAUAAGGAUAAUAAUAUUGAAAAUACUUCAAUAAUAAAUGAAAUAGAAGAAAUGAAUAAAAAUAUUAUUCAUAAGAUAAUGGAUAAAGAAAAUCAAUAUAAUACUAAUAUACAUGAUGAUCAAUUGAAAUAUUCAUCAAUUAUAAGAUCGAAUCCUGACGAAGUAGAAACUCUACAACUAUCAUCAAAUGUUGACAUUAUGCCUCCACCUCCUUCUCCUUCUCCUCCUCCUCCUCCUCCUCCUCCUCCUCCUCCUACUACUACUACUACUACUACUACUACUACUACUACUACUACUACUACUACUACUACUACUACUACAGAGGUCAAUAAUUAUCCUAUAAAAUCAAUACUUAAACCUUCUAAACACUCAAUAAAAUUGGAUUCAGUUAAGAAAUACUCAUCAUCAGCUGAUGUAUCAAAUAGUUCAUCUAUAACAGAAACAUUGACUGCAAUACAAAUUCCUAAUUCAAUGGGUUCAAUAUAUCCUAAUAAUAUUGAUCAAAGUAUAUUAAAUCGUAGAGUUAAUUCAGCUGAUUGUUAUUCACAUAGAUCUAAUAUAUCCAAUAUAAUUACUACUACUACUAAUAAUAACAAUUAUUAUUAUACUACUUAUACUACUAAUCGACCAAAAUCAUCUAUACAACGAAAUAAAUUUUCUUCAAUGGAAAUACAUACUACUUCAAUUGAUAGACAAUUAUCAACACGUAACAAUAAAUUAAGUGUACGUUUUGAUAUGAAUAAUAAUGCUGUAAUAGAAUUCUCUCCAUAUGAUAUAAUCUAUUUAGACAAUAGAUUAAAAUAG
Messenger RNA from Heterobilharzia americana, 2238 nucleotides. Lineage: Eukaryota; Metazoa; Platyhelminthes; Trematoda; Strigeidida; Schistosomatidae. The record is from the annotation of a GenBank genome assembly.